AAAGAAUUAUAAAAUUUUAGGUCUCAAGAAAUGUAAACAGUUUGGUUCAAGUCAAGCAUUAAAGAAAAUAGGUUCGAAGAUGUUCGCAACUGCUUUUCCGGGAUGCGAAAAGUUUGUGAGUGAUGACGACAAACACUUCAGAUGCAUUGCAAGAUCUAUGGUUAUAACCCUAAGUCACCAAACAGGAACAGUAAAAAUGGGAAAUCCACGAGAUCCUUCAACAGUGUUAGAUCCUCAACUUCGAGUGAAGACGAUAAAAAAUUUGAGAGUCGUGGAUGCUUCAGUGAUGCCGUCAGUACCCAGCGGAAAUACUAAUGUCCCUACAAUGAUGGUUGCAGAGAAAGCGGCAGACUUAAUCAAACAGGGAAUUACAUGUUCCUCAUAAUGUACUACAAACCUUAAUUACAAAAUAAAGACUUAUGUAAAUGGG
Parasteatoda tepidariorum (common house spider) is the source of this 430-nucleotide messenger RNA. NCBI's taxonomy places the organism in Eukaryota, Metazoa, Arthropoda, Arachnida, Araneae, Theridiidae. The record is from RefSeq and is a predicted model, not a curated record.